Messenger RNA from Caenorhabditis sp. 36 PRJEB53466, 5409 nucleotides. NCBI's taxonomy places the organism in Eukaryota, Metazoa, Nematoda, Chromadorea, Rhabditida, Rhabditidae. The record is from the annotation of a GenBank genome assembly.
AUGGGAAAAGAGCACAAACGCAAGCGAUCUCGUUCGCCGGAACGGAAACGAAGCAGAAGUCGUUCGCCACGCGAUCGCCGCGAGCGGGACCGUGAUCGGGACCGUCGGCGCGACCGGAACCGUGAUCAUGAACGCGAAAAACGGGAUCGGGAGCGCGAGCGAGAGCGUGAACGCGAAAAGCAGCAGCGAGAAGUGGAGAGGAAGAAGGAGAGCAAGACGGCACUUUUCGAAAUGGAGGAGACCAAAAAUGGUGGGUUUUUUGGGGGGAAAUCGAGAUGAAAAUUUUGAUUUUUUCCAGACAUUGACGACAUACUAGUCAUGAAAACGACGGAUUUGGAGGCGGAAAUGGAGAAACGCCGCCGAAAUGUCGAGCUGUGGCGAGCGAAACGCAAAAAAGAGGAACUGGAUCAGCAAACGGAGGCUUCCGAAGGUCAGAAGGCAAAGAAGAAGACGUGGAAUCUGGAGGACGAGGACGACGAAGACGAAUUCGACCUCGGAGCACAGACAACCACGGAAAACGGGCAGAAAAUCGAGGAGAUAGCGGUUAAAAUGGAGGUGGUCGAGGAGGAGGACGACGAAGACCCUUUAGACGCGUUCAUGAAGGAUAUCGCACAGAAAAACGCGAAAAAAACUGGCAAAAGUGCCUCGGGAGUGGUCACGAUCGUUCAGGAAGAGAAGCCAGAGGUCGAGAAGGGACAAGUGCUCGAAAAUGAGGAUAACACCGAUAUUGUCAUCGAUGAUUUCGAUCUGGAGACCGCCGCCGCUUCAUUGUGCCAUAAAGGACGGCUCUUGGCGCAGACGGACCACAACAAAGUGUACUAUCGCAAAUUUAAAAAGAACUUUUAUAUUGAGGUUAGGUUUUACACUUUUUUAAAUGUCUACAUGGGCACAAUCAAGAAAUAUAUUUUAAAGUUUCGCAGUCUUCAAGAAUGGGUGUUAGGGGGAGACGGAGGAAAUGCAGCAAAGAGAAAAAGGGCAGACUAUUGUCUUGAUAGUUUUUCCGUGUUCUCGCGCGUAGAUCAAAAAUGUGUGCUCGAACGACACUCCGUUCAAACAUUGGGCUCUGGGAAGGCAGUGCGGACGAGGAGAAAAAAGCGGAUGGUCUCGGCGAACGAAUGGCCAGAAGAGUGGGUUGGACAGUCGGCGGUGCGGCUUUCGCGCGAGUAUUUGUGACCGGGCCAGGGACCGUUCAAGUAUUUCACAGUGAUCAAAUCGAGUUUACGAGUGUUUUGAUUGACAGGUGCUCAUGUAAACAGAUCAUCGGAACACGAGUUCGUAGUUUGGUCUUGCGUUGCGGUCCUUCCUACCCGACGAGACAGUCCGUUCGGAGAGAUCUCUCGGCAGAACCUUCCUCUUUUUUUUCCUGUCUUCCCAAAGGCGAUACGGUCGCAUUAAAGGCGCAUACAUAAAUUUUGUCUCGUUGCUUGUUUUGACCUAUCGCGCGUACCUCCCAAAAAGGACCAUUCGUUUGUUCUUCUCCUUGUCUUGUGAACUCUCUUCCCAAAACGUAUCCUUGUGAACGGAGAGUCGUUGAGAACAAACGACAUUUGCAACAAAGCUGAAUCUGAAUCUUUUUCUGUCGAAAAAGUCGAAAUUUUCUUAUUGCAGACAGAAGAGAUCAAGCGAAUGACAAAGGCAGAAGUGAAGGCGUACCGCGAGGAACUGGACAGUAUCACGGUGAAGGGUGUCGACGUGCCGAAGCCGAUCAAAACGUGGGCACAAUGCGGAGUCAACCUCAAAAUGAUGAAUGUCCUCAAAAGGUGCGUUUUUCCGCUUUUUUAGAUUUUUCCCUUUAAAAAUCUGUAUAUUUAGGCAAGCGUACACAAAACCAACGUCAAUCCAGGCGCAGGCGAUUCCGGCGAUCAUGUCCGGCCGCGAUGUGAUCGGAAUCGCAAAAACGGGCAGUGGAAAGACGUUGGCGUUCAUUCUGCCAAUGUUCCGACACAUUUUGGAUCAACCCGAACUCGAGGACGGCGACGGACCCAUCGGUUGGUGGUUUUUGAAAAAUCCGGACCCUGUUGUUUUUUUUGCAGCUGUGAUCCUGGCGCCAACGCGCGAGUUGGCAAUGCAAACGUACAAAGAGGCGAACAAAUUCGCGAAAGUGCUCGGAUUGCGAGUGGCGUGCACGUACGGAGGCGUCGGAAUCUCCGAACAAAUCGCCGAUCUGAAGAGGGGCGCCGAAAUUGUGGUGUGCACGCCCGGACGCAUGAUCGACGUGCUGGCCGCUAAUAGCGGUGAGCUAUUCGAAUUUCGGACCAGUUCCGGAAUUGCAACAUUCUUGUAGUUUCACUCCUCUUCAACUUUGAUGACUCUCAGAGAAUCCGGAUAACUUUGGAAGACAAACCUCUUUCCAUCCAGAAACCGUCAGAAAACUGGUCCUAGAGUGUAUUGCUUGAGAUCUAUUCUAUGAUAUCUGAGAGUAUUGUAGCAUCAGAAAAAUGACAGAUAAGCUGAUGGCAGCUCUUGAGACUAACUAUUUCAUUGGUAACAUCGGGCUCACUGUCUAUAUACCUGGAUAUAUCUAGUCGUAGAGGAGUGACACCAUACUGUUUUACUGUUAAUGUAGCCUAACAGCAUUCUUCAUCCCAGAGAAAGAUGGUAAGCGUGCGAGAAGGCGCGCUCGCUCUCGCUUUUUUCGCACGCUAGGGGACCAUUUAUUCUUCCUGACUCAUGGUACCUAGUGCAGCAUCUCUGUUUUUAUUCAUUGAGGAUUUCGAUUCAAAACCUCGCUAUUGUGAUGAAAAAAAAAGAAAAUAAUAAAUGUUCAGGAAAAGUGACAAAUUUGCGAAGAGUCACCUACCUGGUGUUGGAUGAGGCCGAUCGAAUGUUUGACAAGGGAUUCGAGCCACAGGUACACUGUUUUUUUUUAAAUUUUUCUGUGCUUUACCCAUUUUUUUGCAGAUCAUGAAAGUGGUGAACAAUAUCCGUCCGGACAAGCAGACCGUCCUUUUCUCGGCCACAUUUCCACGUCACAUGGAAGCGUUGGCACGCAAAGUGUUGGAUAAACCCGUCGAGAUUUUGGUACGCGUUUUAUCCCUAACCAAUAUUCAACAAAAGUCAAUUUUUGCCACUUUGCAGGUGGGCGGCAAGUCGGUGGUGUGCUCCGACGUCACUCAGAACGCGGUGAUCUGCGAGGAGCACCAGAAAUUGCUGAAAUUGCUGGAAUUGCUCGGAAUGUACUACGAACAGGGCUGCUCGAUCGUUUUUGUGGACAAACAGGAGAAGGCGGACGAUAUUGUGGACCAGCUGAUGAAGACGGGCUACAAUUCGGUGGCGCCGCUGCACGGAGGCAUCGAUCAGCACGACAGGGACUCUUCGAUCGCCGACUUCAAGACGGGCGUCAUCAAAGUGUUGGUUAGUCGCUCCUUUUUUUUCAUACUUGCAAACGAGGCGAUUUCGGGCCGGCUGAUGACUUGCUUCAGAAUCAAAGUUGUGAGUAGAGCAGGGCAGAGGCCUGGACUUUUAAACCACCUGCAAUAAUUGGAUCGGACUUGCAGGCUUCUUGGACUUGGUUUUCAGUCUGAUCGGACCAUCUGGCCCCGAGAUAGGCCGAGUUUUUGCGAAAAUUGCGGCCUAUUCGGUCUCUGAUCCACAUAUCUUGGGACCAGAUGAUCCGAUCGGUCGGUAACUCGUUGCAAGUGGGUCAAGAGUCGAGGCUUCUUCAGGCCUUCAAAAAUCCGGGCAUUUUGCCCAGUCCUAGAGUAGAACGACAAACCAGAUUGUAGAUCUCGAUAAGUUCUACAACUGUUUCUAUGUUUUUUUUCUAUUUCCAGGUCGCCACUUCUGUCGCCGCACGUGGAUUGGACGUCAAAAAUUUGAUUUUGGUGGUGAAUUACGAUUGUCCGAACCAUUACGAAGACUAUGUGCAUCGAGUGGGACGGACGGGAAGAGCCGGACGCAAAGGAUACGCCUACACGUUCGUGCUCCCAGAACGUAUGCUUUUUUGUUGCCCAAACGACAGGAUAAUAAUAUUAUUAUUAUUUUCCAAUUGAGCAUCAAGUUUUUCUUGAAACAGCAGAAAUAUACAAUGUUUUUCAGAUCAGGAAAAGAUGGCGGGCGAGAUUUGUCGGGCGUUCGAGACGGCCGGAUGCAAGGCGCCGGCGGACCUAAAGGCGAUGUUCGAGCGGUUCAAAAAAGAGAUGGAGGAGCAGGGAAAGGAGGUGAAACUGGGCGGAAAAGGAUUCGAGGGCAGCGGAUACAAGUACGACGAGGGAGAGGCGGAGGCCGACGCGAACAAGAAGAAGAUGGCCAGAUUGGUACGCAGUUUACAGUAUCUUUAUAGGAAACAUUGAGAAUCGUGGACUAUUUCAGGUGCACGGAAUGGAGACGGGCGGCGACGACGACGACGAUCUCGACGAGCAAAUUUCGUCGAUAAUGAAGACGAAGCGGCGAGUGGUGCACGGAAAAUUGCAGUCGGCGGACAAGUCGGCGGGUGGCGGACCGCAGAAAAACGACAAAAAUCUGGAGAAGCGGAAGGAGACGGCGCUGCAGGCGGCCGAAUUGCUCAAUUCCCGACUGAAAGGAGCCUCGGCGGCGCCGCCGCCCGUCGAGAAGAACGCCGCGCAGCUGACGGCGGAGGCGGUAAUGCGCGGCGGUGAAAUCGCGCCCGCGCAAAUGUCGGCCGCCAUGCUCGCCAAGCAAGUCGCCGAUCGGCUCAACGAGAAGCUCAAUUAUCUGGGAGGUAUGCGGGCUUUAUCUUUGAGACCUCUUCGUUUCGCCACUAAAACUAAUUUGGCAUAUUUUUAAAGUGCAAAUUUUUGUUCCCAAAGUCCUAGUGCAACAUUUUGCAGGCGAGACGGCGCCGACACAGCAGCAAGAAGAAGUGUGGGAAUAUUUUGAGGAGGAGUGGGACAUCAACGACUUCCCGCAACAAGUGCGCUGGAAGAUCUGCUCGCGCGAGUCCGUCGGCCACGUGGCAGAACUGGCGGAAGUGGGAAUCAGUGUGCGCGGAACGCACGUGCCGGAGGGAAAACAGCCGAAAGCCGGCGAGCGGAGGCUCCAUUUGCUGCUGGAGGCGAGAAGCGAACGCAAUCUGAAGGCGGCCAAGGAGGAAAUUAUUCGCAUCAUGAAGGAGGCACUCAGACAACUCGUGAGCACACAUUUGAAAUUAAACAUUGAAAAAAUGAUUGCUUUACUUCACAACUUUACAAAAUACCGGGGCUGGGCAAAUUUCGGCCCACGCUUUUCAAAAGCUUUUUGAGGCCUGGACUUUUGACCGGGCCAAAAAGGCCAGGUUAUUGCGAUUAUCGCAAGUGGGUUAAAAGUCCAGGCCGCAAAAAGCCUUCGAAAAGCCUUUGCGGAAAAAUGGAAAUGUUCAGAGAAAUUAGCUGCUGGAAACUGUUAAUUUUUCUCAUUUUUCAGACCGCCCAAAUUCAACGAGGAGGAACUCAGGCCAGAUAUCGCGUCUGA